Molecule: messenger RNA, 2601 nt
Organism: Aspergillus tanneri
Lineage: Eukaryota; Fungi; Ascomycota; Eurotiomycetes; Eurotiales; Aspergillaceae
Gene: ysh1
Product: cleavage polyadenylation factor subunit YSH1
Exons: 5
Coding region: 1-2601 (866 amino acids)
Biological process (GO): mRNA 3'-end processing by stem-loop binding and cleavage
Cellular component (GO): mRNA cleavage and polyadenylation specificity factor complex
Molecular function (GO): 5'-3' exonuclease activity; RNA endonuclease activity; RNA binding
Source: RefSeq, a predicted model, not a curated record
AUGGCGACAAAGCGAAAGGCGUCGGCCUUGACUGCCGCUGUUGACGAAGAGCCGGUCGAUCCGUCAGACGAGGUGGCUUUUUACUGCCUGGGGGGUGGAAAUGAAGUCGGUCGCUCAUGUCACAUCAUCCAGUAUAAAGGAAAGACAGUCAUGCUUGACGCUGGCAUGCAUCCUGCGAAAGAAGGGUUCUCUGCACUUCCAUUCUUUGACGAGUUUGACUUGAGCACGGUUGAUAUUUUGUUGAUCAGUCACUUUCACGUCGACCAUUCCUCUGCGCUGCCUUACGUUCUCAGCAAGACAAAUUUCAAAGGACGAGUUUUCAUGACACACGCGACGAAAGCCAUAUACAAGUGGCUUAUCCAGGACAAUGUACGAGUCAGCAAUACCGCCUCGUCUUCAGAUCAGCGCACUACCCUGUACACGGAACAUGAUCAUCUUUCUACGCUUCCACUGAUCGAAACAAUUGAUUUCAACACAACCCAUACUAUCAACAGUAUACGCAUUACUCCAUUCCCCGCUGGCCACGUCCUUGGUGCUGCCAUGUUCUUGGUUUCGAUAGCUGGUCUGAACAUUCUUUUCACAGGAGACUAUUCCCGGGAGGAAGACCGACAUCUUAUCCCAGCUGAGGUUCCGAAAGGCAUAAAGAUUGAUGUGCUGAUCACAGAGUCAACGUUUGGAAUUUCGUCAAACCCACCACGCUUGGAGCGGGAGGCGGCUCUCAUGAAAUCAAUAACGGGAGUGCUGAAUCGUGGCGGCAGAGUCUUAAUGCCGGUAUUUGCCCUUGGCCGAGCCCAAGAGCUACUGCUUAUUUUGGAUGAAUACUGGGAGACACACCCUGAACUACAAAAGGUGCCCAUUUAUUACAUUGGAAAUACCGCACGAAGAUGCAUGGUGGUAUACCAGACUUAUAUCGGUGCGAUGAAUGAUAAUAUCAAGCGACUCUUCCGACAACGUAUGGCAGAAGCGGAAGCCAGUGGCGAUAAAAGUGUCAGUGUAGGCCCUUGGGACUUCAAAUAUGUCAGAAGCUUGCGAAGUCUUGAACGCUUCGAUGAUGUAGGGGGAUGUGUUAUGUUGGCUUCACCUGGUAUGCUUCAGACCGGAACCAGCAGGGAACUGCUGGAGCGGUGGGCUCCAAAUGAGCGUAAUGGAGUUGUCAUGACAGGUUACAGCGUUGAGGGUACUAUGGCAAAGCAGCUCUUAAACGAACCCGAACAAAUUCCUGCGGUAAUGUCACGAGCAGCAGCUGGCCCGGCGAGGAGAGCAGUUGCUGGCACCGACGAGGAGCAAAAAGUGAUGAUACCGAGAAGGUGUACUGUUGACGAAGUCAGCUUUGCUGCUCAUGUGGAUGGAGUCGAGAAUCGCAACUUUAUCGAGGAAGUCGCUGCGCCUGUUGUGAUCCUUGUGCACGGCGAAAAGCACCAAAUGAUGCGACUGAAGUCUAAACUACUCAGCCUUAAUGCAGACAAGACUGUGAAAGUAAAGGUCUACACACCAGCAAAUUGUGACGAAGUUCGAAUCCCAUUCAAAAAGGACAAAAUCGCGAAAGUCGUGGGCAAACUGGCCCAAAUUGCCCCUUCCUCUAAUGAAGAUGACAGUAGCCUCAUGUCGGGUGUCCUUGUUCAGAAUGGAUUUGACCUAUCAUUGAUGGCGCCGGAUGACCUUCGCGAGUAUGCUGGUUUAACGACAACAACCAUAACGUGCAAGCAACAUAUAACUCUCAGCUCUGCAAGUAUGGACUUGAUCAAGUGGGCACUAGAGGGCACCUUUGGUGCCAUAGAAGAAAUUGGUAGCCAGAAAGACAAUAGAAAGGAAGACUCAAUGGAUGACAGCCGUGAGGAUAAACAACAGCUAAAAGAAGAGCCUGCUGAUGAAGAGAUCCCAAUUGAAGAGAAAAAGAGUUAUCUUGUUAUGGGAUGUGUGAUUAUACGUUAUCACCCUCGCACUCGUGAAGUCGAGCUCGAGUGGGAAGGGAAUAUGAUGAAUGAUGGGGUCGCUGACGCCGUAAUGGCAGUACUCCUCACUGUUGAGAGUUGUCCUGCGUCCGUGAAGCAAUCUGCCAAGCAAGGCCAUAAUCACCGCCAUCACAAUAGCGAUUUGGUACUCCCCAACCCUCACUCCCACGUCGGACCAGAGGAGCGUUUCGCCCGUCUUUUGAUGAUGCUUGAAGCUCAAUUUGGUUCAAAUAUAUCCCCUGUUGAACGUCCACGUCUACCAAAUCGACCUUCUAACGGCGUUGCCAAAAAUGAAACUGAUUCCGGAGAGAAAACGGCGGAAGUAAAAGAGGAUGAAGAUGAUGAGGAAAUUGCGGAAGCCGAAGCUGCCGAGCUUGCUCGUCUCCAGGCUUUGGGAAUUCCAGUCCCUGGGCUAGAAAUUAAAGUCGACAAACAUGUGGCGCGUGUGUGGCUGGAGUACCUUGAGGUCGAGUGCGCAAAUGCCGUUAUGAGGGACAGGGUUCGCGUGGUGAUCGAGCGAGCCGUGGAAACAGUCGCAAGCAUGUGGACAGAGAGCCCCCCUUCGGCUAUUCUGACGAAUGGAGACGCAACCGAGUACGCACAAGAGGCACCGGUCCCUAAGGGUACGGAGAUUGAUGCCAAGGCAUGA